AUGUCCGACAAGCUUACACGUAUUGCCAUUGUCAGCAAUGACAAGUGCAAGCCAAAAAAAUGCCGUCAAGAAUGCAAAAAGUCCUGCCCAGUCGUACGGACCGGCAAGCUCUGUAUCGAAGUUGCUCCCGAGUCAAAAAUUGCUUUCAUCUCGGAACGUCUAUGCAUAGGAUGUGGUAUCUGUGUCAAGAAGUGCCCCUUCAGCGCCAUCAACAUCAUCAAUCUGCCUACGAACCUUGAAUCGCAAGUGACUCACCGCUACUCGGCGAAUAGCUUCAAGCUACAUCGGCUGCCUAUGCCACGACCAGGGCAGGUUUUAGGCUUGGUGGGAACCAACGGAAUUGGAAAGAGUACUGCGUUGAAGAUCCUCAGUGGCAAGUUGAAGCCCAAUCUGGGUCGAUACGAAGAUCCGCCAGACUGGGAAGAGAUCUUAAAAUACUUUCGAGGGUCUGAGCUUCAGAACUACUUUACCAAAGUACUGGAAGAUGACCUUAAGGCUGUUGUUAAGCCUCAGUAUGUCGAUCAACUGCCGAAAGCUGUCAAAGGUCCCGACAGGACAGUAGAGGCUUUGUUGAAAGCACGUAACCAAAUGGACAACAUUCAGGAGAUUAUGGACGUUCUGGAAUUGAACCAAGUGAGCGAUCGAGACAUCAAUCUCCUGUCUGGUGGAGAGCUUCAACGGUUCGCAAUAGGAGUUGUUUGCGUCCAGCAAGCCGAUGUUUACAUGUUCGAUGAGCCAUCCUCUUAUCUCGAUGUUAAACAGCGUCUUAGCGCCGCUAGGACCAUUCGCAAGCUGCUACGUCCAGAUGACUACGUGAUUGUCGUGGAGCACGACCUGUCUGUUCUCGACUAUCUCUCCGACUUUAUCUGCGUUCUCUAUGGCAAGCCUGCUGUUUACGGUGUCGUCACACUGCCUGCGUCGGUCAGAGAAGGGAUCAAUAUCUUCCUGGACGGCAACAUUCCUACUGAGAAUUUACGUUUCCGCGAGGAGGCUCUCACCUUCCGUAUUGCCGAAGUUGGAGACGAGUAUCUGGCCGACAAAGCCAUGAGCUAUAGCUACCCAUCUAUGGAAAAGACCCUCGGCGGUUUCCACCUAAGCAUCGACGCCGGCAAGUUCACCGACUCGGAGAUCAUAGUCAUGAUGGGAGAAAACGGCACAGGAAAAACGACCUUCUGCAGAAUGCUCGCCGGCGCCGAGAAGCCUGACGGUAGAAAUUCCGUACCACCAAUGAACAUAUCUAUGAAGCCACAAAAGAUCACCCCCAAGUUCACAGGCACAGUCCGCCAGCUCUUUUUUAAGAAGAUCAAAGCCUCUUUCUUAAACCCUCAAUUUCAGACAGACGUCUACAAACCCCUCAAACUCGACGAUUUCAUCGACCAAGAAGUACAAAACCUCUCUGGGGGUGAGUUGCAACGUGUCGCCAUCGUACUUGCUCUCGGCAUGCCAGCCGACAUCUACCUCAUCGACGAACCAAGCGCCUACCUCGACUCGGAACAGCGUAUCAUCGCUGCUCGCGUCAUCAAGCGCUUCAUCAUGCACGCGAAGAAAACUGCUUUUGUUGUUGAGCACGAUUUCAUCAUGGCAACCUACCUCGCGGACCGAGUCAUCGUCUUCGACGGCCAACCUUCCGUCGACGCAAGAGCCAAUACCCCAGAAAGCCUAUUGACUGGCUGCAACAAGUUCCUAAAGAACCUAGACGUAACCUUCCGCCGAGACCCGAACAGCUUCCGGCCGCGAAUCAACAAGUAUAACAGCCAAUUGGACCAGGAGCAGAAGCUGAGCGGCAAGUUCUUCUUCCUGGAAAACGAGAGUUGA
This is a messenger RNA of Letharia lupina, 1815 nucleotides long. RefSeq lists its product as uncharacterized. Gene Ontology annotation, molecular function: ribosomal small subunit binding; ATP binding; ATP hydrolysis activity. The record is from RefSeq and is a predicted model, not a curated record. The transcript has 7 exons. The coding region runs from base 1 to 1815 and encodes 604 amino acids. Gene Ontology annotation, biological process: ribosomal subunit export from nucleus; translational initiation; translational termination. Lineage: Eukaryota; Fungi; Ascomycota; Lecanoromycetes; Lecanorales; Parmeliaceae.